UUAUUUCCUUAAUAAAGUAUUAUCAAAAUGCCCGGAGGAGGUGAAAUGCCCAAGACCAAGCAAGCUGCCCAGAACAAGGCCUGUCUCAUCUGUAUUGAUGGUUGGGGUAUUGGCGAAAGAGAAGAUCACCUUGGCGAUGCCAUCUACAACGCUGAAACUCCUGUUAUGGAUAAGCUCGAAAAGGAAGUUCCUUUCGUUCCCAUUGCUGCUCACGGUCUUUCCGUCGGUCUUCCUGAUGGUUUGAUGGGUAACUCUGAAGUUGGUCAUCUUAACAUUGGUGCCGGUCGUGUUGUCUAUCAAGAUAUUGUCCGUAUCGAUCUUGCUAUGAAGAACAAGGAAUUCGGUCAAGUCGAAAACAUCAAGGGUGCUUUUGAACGUGCCAAGAAUGGCAAUGGCCGUCUUCACUUCAUGGGUCUCGUUUCCGACGGUGGUGUUCACGGUCAUAUUGAUCAUCUUGUUGCUCUCUUGACUGCCGCCAAGGAAGCUGGUGUCCCCGAAUCCUACAUUCACUUCUUCGGUGAUGGUCGUGAUACCGCUCCUAAGUCCGCUGCCAAGUAUAUGCAACAACUUGUUGAUGCUCUCAAGCAACUUGGUUACGGUAAGAUUGCUGAUAUUUGCGGUCGUUACUAUGCUAUGGACCGUGAUAAGCGUUGGGAACGUGUCCAAAUUGCUUUCGACGGUAUGACCCAAGCUAAGGGCGAAAAGGUUGAAGACCCUGUCAAGGCCAUUGAAGCUCGUUAUGAACAAGGUGAGACUGAUGAAUUCUUGAAGCCUAUCAUCAUCAACGAAGAAGGUCAAAUCAAGGAGAACGAUACCAUCUUCUGUUUCAACUUCCGUUCUGACCGUAUGCGUGAAAUGUCUCAAGCCCUUGGUAUUGCUCCUUGUCCCUUCGAUUCCCCUGUCCCUAAGAACAUUGAAGUCUUCACCAUGACUCAAUACAAGGGCGAUUUCCCCUUCAAGGUCGCUUUCCCUGCUCAAACUAUGGAUAACGUCCUUGCUGAAUGGUUGUCCAAGAACGAUGUUCCUCAAAUGCAUAUUGCUGAAACUGAAAAGUACGCUCAUGUUACUUUCUUCUUCAACGGUGGUUCUGAAGCUCAAUUCCCUGGCGAAGAACGUGGUUUGGUUCCCUCUCCCAAGGUUGCUACUUAUGAUCUUCAACCUGAAAUGUCCGCUGCUGGUGUUGCUGAUGAAGUCGCCAAGGCCAUUGAUUCUGGUAAGUAUCCUCUUGUCAUGUGUAACUUCGCCCCCCCUGAUAUGGUUGGUCACACUGGUGUCUACGAAGCCGCUAAGGUUGGUGUCCAUGCUACUGAUAAGGCUAUCGGUGUUGUUCUCGAAGCCUGUAAGAAGAACGGUUACGCUCUUUUCAUCACAGCCGAUCACGGUAAUGCCGAAAAGAUGAUUGCUGACGAUGGCAAGUCUCCUUUCACUGCUCACACUUGUGCUAAGGUUCCCUUCAUCAUGGCUAACGCCAAUGAUGCUAAGUUCAAGGAUGGUGCCGAAGGUGCUCUCUGUGAUGUUGCUCCUACUGUCCUCCAAUACAUGGGUCUCGAUAUCCCCAAGGAAAUGACCGGCAAGUCUUUGUUGGCUUAGAUAUGUUGAUAUUUAUAUUAUAAAUUGUCCCUUUAAUCUCUCAACGUAGUGUAUAGUCUCUUUUCAUAUUGAUUUCUUUAGAUCUUCAUGUGCAUUCUCAUCGUUAAAAAAAAAAAGUAAUAUUUUUGUUUUGUCAUAAAUAAACUUUGUACAUUUCUUUUGCAUGGAAAAAAUAUAUUUCAG
This is a messenger RNA of Mycotypha africana, 1773 nucleotides long. RefSeq names its product 2,3-bisphosphoglycerate-independent phosphoglycerate mutase. Gene Ontology annotation, molecular function: manganese ion binding. The transcript has 2 exons. The record is from RefSeq and is a predicted model, not a curated record. Bases 28 to 1590 code for a protein of 520 amino acids. Gene Ontology annotation, biological process: glucose catabolic process. Gene Ontology annotation, cellular component: cytoplasm. Lineage: Eukaryota; Fungi; Mucoromycota; Mucoromycetes; Mucorales; Mycotyphaceae.